CCCGAUGCUUAAACCCUCCCAGUCGCGAGAUUCCGUCUACAGAGCUGCGAGCAGGCGAAGGCGAUGAUGUCUCGAGCCAGGGCAGUCCUCGCCUCCAUCCGACUCGCCAACUCGCUGCGGCCCGGGACUCGGGCGCUGUUGACUCAGGUCAGUCGGUCAUCUCCUUCCCCAGCUCUCCCAUCAGCCCAUCCUCACGCUUUCCUCUUCAAUCUCUACGAAAGAUUUCGCUUCUCGACCAAACCCGACUCAAUCUUGGAUCUGGUUGCGGCCAACCGCUGGUCUGCUGAGCUGGAGAACCAGCUCGGAGAUAUCAACCCGGUGUUGAACCAUGAGACGGUAGUUUAUGUUCUGAAGAAACUAGACAGAGACCCAGUGAAGGCUUCCAGUUUCUUCCAUUGGGCUAGUGGGAGAGAUGGUUUCGAUCCAAAUUCUUCUCUUUAUAGCAUGUUACUCAGGAUUCUGGGCAAGAAGGAGUGGACGAAGCAGUUUUGGUUCACUCUGAAAAAAAUGAAAGAGCAGGGGUUUUAUCUUGAUGAAGAAACGUAUGUGACUAUUUUAGGGGUGUUCAAGAAAGAGAAGAUGGCUAGCAAUGCAAUGGCUUUGACCCAUUUCUAUAAGAGGAUGAUCGAAGAGAAUGGUAGGGACAGUGUCGUCAAGAAAUUGGUUGAGCUUGUUCUGGGGAAGGCGGGGAGUAGUGAAGCUGUGAAAACUUUGGCAGAUAUGAACAUAGCUUUCUCGGAUACCAUGGUCAUAAGGAUCUUGAAGGAGUUGAGGAAUUACCCGGCAAAAGCGCGAACUUUUUUUGAUUGCGUUGGAAGAUGCCCUGACUAUAAACACAAUACGGUCACGUAUAAUGCGAUCGCGAGAGUCCUUGGACGGGAGGAUUCCAUUGUGGAGUUUUGGAGUGUUGUCGAGGAGAUGAAGAGUCUCGGUCAUGAAAUGGACCUCGAUACAUACAUAAAAGUUUCGCGGCAAUUUCAGAAGAGUAAGAUGAUGCAUGACGCGGUUAAGCUGUACGAGUUCAUGAUGGAUGGUCCUUACAGGCCAUCGGUUCAGGACUGCAGCACGCUAUUGAGAAGCAUCUCUGCAACUGAGAAGCCGGAUUUAGACUUGGUGUUUAGAGUUGCGAGAAAAUAUGAAUCCACGGGUAAUUGCCUCUCUAAAGCUGCCUAUGAUGGGAUUCAUCGGUCUUUGACGAGCGUCGGAGCAUUUGAUGAGGCAGAAAAGAUUUUUCAAGUCAUGAGAAAUGCAGGGUACGAACCUGACAAUAUUACACAUAGUCAAUUAGUUUUUGGACUCUGCAAGGCAAAGAGACUGGAUGAAGCAUGUGUGGUGCUCGAUAAAAUGGAAGAACAUGGAUGUAUUCCGGAUAUCAAAACUUGGACCAUCUUGAUUCAAGGUCAUUGUGCGGCUAAUGAAGUCGAGAAAGCGCUAUUCUUGUUUGCUAAAAUGAUGGAGAGAGGGAUCGAUGCCGAUGCUGAUCUACUAGACGUUUUGAUCAAUGGUUUCAUCAGUCAGAGCAAGAUUGAUGGCGCCUACCAACUGUUCUUUGAAUUGGUAAAUAAGGCUCAUAUAAGACCAUGGCAGGCUACAUUCAAGAAUUUAAUUGACAAGCUUUUAGGAGUAAGGCAGCUUGAUGAAGCAAUGGAGCUCCUUCGGCUGAUGAAGAAACAGAAUUACCCAGCAUACCCAGAGCCUUUUGUUCGACAUAUUUCAAGGUUUGGCACUGUGCAUGAUGCUUCUGAGUUCUUGAAAGCUUUGAGUGUCAAGGACUAUCCAUCAGUAUCGGCUUAUGUUUACGUUUUGGAGUCUUUCUUUAAGGAAGGCAGACAAUCUGAAGCUAAGGACUUACUUUACAAGUGCCCUCAUCAUAUUCGUCAACAUCCUAUAGUCAGUGUUCUUUUCAAUUGAGCAGAGGUUUGUGGACAUAUCUCCUCGAUCCAAUUCAUGAAAAAUUAAUUCGUAGUCA
Molecule: messenger RNA, 1969 nt
Organism: Rhodamnia argentea
Lineage: Eukaryota; Viridiplantae; Streptophyta; Magnoliopsida; Myrtales; Myrtaceae
Product: pentatricopeptide repeat-containing protein At3g48250, chloroplastic
Exons: 1
Coding region: 64-1911 (615 amino acids)
Biological process (GO): RNA splicing
Molecular function (GO): protein binding
Source: RefSeq, a predicted model, not a curated record